Haplochromis burtoni (Burton's mouthbrooder) is the source of this 1784-nucleotide messenger RNA. Its product is annotated as carcinoembryonic antigen-related cell adhesion molecule 21-like. The transcript has 7 exons. NCBI's taxonomy places the organism in Eukaryota, Metazoa, Chordata, Actinopteri, Cichliformes, Cichlidae. The coding region runs from base 207 to 1463 and encodes 418 amino acids. The record is from RefSeq and is a predicted model, not a curated record.
CUGAAAAGCCUGCAGCCUACAUCUGGUACAAGAACAGAGAGUUUCUCUAUGAGGACUGGUCUCCCUGGUACCAAGAGCUGCUCAGCAGUGAGGACGCAGUCACAUACUCUUGUGCUGUCAAAGGCUACGAGCAUCUCAGAGCCCCUGAAGUCUCUGUGGAUUCCAUCACAGCGACCUGCUUCAGUGUGACCUAUGCUAAAGGGAACAUGUGUUCUUACAAGCAGAGAUCAGUAGAUGAGCUGUGCUCCAUCACAUAUCCCAGAGAGGUUUGUGUUCAAAGAACUUUCUACACAUCAGAUAAUGUCACACUGACCUGUAACAACAGCUGUAAUCUGACCGACCCUAAAACUACAUACACGUGGUACCAAAACCGAAGCAGAAACGUCAAGAAUCAACAUAUUUCAAUUCAUAUCUCUGCAAAAGACAAGUUCUCUUGUGCUGUAAAAGACCACGAGCAUCUUCAGUCUGCAGAAGUCUGUGUUCAGGAUAAAAACUGCUGGAGAGUGAAUUAUGUCAGCAGGAGAAUCUGUGCUCUGGAAGGAUCUUCAGUCAACAUCACAAGUGAAUACUCACAUCCUGAUAACAGGAAGCCAGAGUUUAAAUGUUGGAGUAAAAAAUGGAGAAAAGAUAAAGUGGAAGUUGAAGAGCUGAUUGAGGCUGCAGGUGGUGUGGAGUAUCAGGACAACAUGAAGAACCAACACAUCCUGACCAUCAAAAACCUGAAGAAGAAUGACUCAGGAGGAUACACAUUCAGAUUCAAGAGAGAUCAUGAAAGAUGGACACAGUCUGAUCUGCCUGGAGUCUUUUUGAUUGUCACAGAGCUGAGAGUGAAGAUGAGUCCUUCUGCAGUGGUGACAGAGGGUCAGAGAGUCACACUGACCUGCAGUACCAGCUGUCCUCUGACUGACAACACAAACUACAUUUGGUACUUGAACAGUCGACCUCUGACCCCGAGAGAGAACCAGAACAAACAUCUGAUCCUAGACCCAGUCAGCAGGGAGGAUGCAGGAAGCUACUCCUGUGCUGUGAAAACCAACAAAGAGAUCAGCUCUGCUCCAAAGACUCUCACUGUCCAAAGUAUCACAGGAACAUGGACACCAGCAGCUGCAGGAGUUUCUGCAGCUCUGCUGGUUUUAAUACUUCUCACUGUCUGCUGGUGUGUUAGGAAACAGAGAACUUCUGCUCAGCCUCCAACAACUGAAAGGUCUGACCAAAUUGAACAGCUCAGCCUUGGUCCUGUUAAUGACAUCUCAACACAACCAAAGCAGGAGGAUGAAGUCCACUACAGCAGAGUCUACUUUAAAAAUAAACAUGUGGUUAAUCUUUGUUCCACCGUACAGUCAGAUCAACCCAGACAACAGGAGUGUUCUCAUUAUGCUGCUGUGAGUUACAGCUCUGACGGAGCAUCUGGUGUCACUCCAGCAGACACAGACUUUCAGACUUACUCUACUGUGAAAGUUUGAGAGAGAUGCUGUGUUCAACAGCCACAUAUCCAUUACCCUGCAGCCAUGUCAGAGUACAACCUGAAGAGCUCACCAGAAACUCAACAAUCUAAUCAGAAAAAAAUGGUUAGUUCGUAGUGUUGGCUGAGUUCAGUUCGGCAUCUUAACUAUCACUAUCUGACAUUACAGGACACAACACAGUUGUUGACAGCUGUUACAAUGAAUGAUGUGUGCAUAGUGUCUUUUACAUGGCGUAGCUGUAGGUCAGGCGGUGGAGCAGGUCAUCUACUGAUCGGAAGGUUGGUGGUUCGAUUCUUGGCUUCCCCUAGUCUGCAUGCCUGG